This is a messenger RNA of Bombina bombina (fire-bellied toad), 975 nucleotides long. Its product is annotated as olfactory receptor 5AR1-like. The record is from RefSeq and is a predicted model, not a curated record. The transcript has a single exon. NCBI's taxonomy places the organism in Eukaryota, Metazoa, Chordata, Amphibia, Anura, Bombinatoridae. Gene Ontology annotation, biological process: G protein-coupled receptor signaling pathway. Gene Ontology annotation, cellular component: membrane. Bases 1 to 975 code for a protein of 324 amino acids. Gene Ontology annotation, molecular function: olfactory receptor activity; G protein-coupled receptor activity.
AUGGAGCAUACAAAUAAUACCUAUGUAAUAAGCUUCAUUCUACUUGGGCUCUCUAAUGAUCCAUAUUUUCAGGUAAUAUUUUUCUUAAUUUUUCUAUUGAUGUAUAUUAUAACACUUUCUGGGAACAUGUUACUUAUUAUACUGGUGACAACUGACACCCAGCUGCAUACUCCAAUGUACUUUUUCCUUUGCAACUUAUCAUUCAUUGAUAUCUGCUUCUCCACAAGUAUUGUGCCUAAAAUAAUGUACAAUACCUUAUCUAAGGAUACAAGCAUUUCUCUAGAAGGAUGUGCUCUUCAGAUGUACGUUUCUUUAUCUCUGGGUUCCACUGAGUGCAUUCUAUUGGCUGUCAUGGCAUAUGAUCGAUUUGUAGCAAUUUGUAACCCUUUACACUACAACACAAUCAUGAGCAAAACAUUGUGCAUUUCUCUGGCUGCCGGAUCUUGGGUAAUAAGCUUUAUUAAUGCAGCUAUACAUGUUGUAUUCACCUUCCAACUAUCUUAUUGUAAAUCCAACAUUGUCAACCACUUUUUUUGCGAGAUGCCUCCUUUCUUCCAUUUGUCUUGUAGUGACACCUGGUUCCUUGAAGUAAUAACUUACAUCUCAGCUGGGAUCAUAGCCAUGUGUGCCUUUUUUCUUAUUGUUAUUACCUAUAUUUAUAUCAUCUCUGCAAUCCUGAUGAUGCAGUCAACUCACAAUAGGUAUAAAGCCUUCUCCACAUGCAGCUCCCACCUCACAGUGGUCUCCAUCUUCUAUGGCACUAUCAUGUUCAUGUAUUUGCGCCCACACUCAAGUACCUUUCCAGAGUCAGAUAAGGUUGUGUCAAUUUUCUACACCACGGUUACUCCUAUGCUAAAUCCAAUCAUCUACAGCAUGAGGAAUAAUGAUGUAAAAAGGACUUUAAAAAACAAACUAUCAAGCAAAUGCAUGUGCAAAUAUGAUACAAAGGGUAUUAUUAUUGGAUUUUAUAACUAA